Molecule: messenger RNA, 1239 nt
Organism: Anopheles funestus (African malaria mosquito)
Lineage: Eukaryota; Metazoa; Arthropoda; Insecta; Diptera; Culicidae
Gene: Ttc19
Product: tetratricopeptide repeat protein 19 homolog, mitochondrial
Exons: 2
Coding region: 1-1092 (363 amino acids)
Biological process (GO): mitochondrial respiratory chain complex III assembly
Cellular component (GO): mitochondrial inner membrane
Molecular function (GO): protein binding
Source: RefSeq, a predicted model, not a curated record
AUGUUUCGCACAGCAACUACAUCAGCCCUUGCCUCACGGUUCUUCAUCUCCAUAAAUCAUCCCCGAAUAGCGCCACUUACCAUACCGCUUGCUUCGCUAACCAACCAUGCACCGAUCGCGGUCGAUGGUACGAAUCAGCACCACCAGUACAACCGCAGCAACCAUGACGAACAGCAGCAUCGAAAGAAACAUACCGGGCCACUACGCUUCAUUGCUGCCAGUUCGUUUCUGUCCUGGUUUAGUAAGAAAUCGGACGAUGAAAACACACCCGAAAGUCAGCUGAUCACCAUCAUCAAGCGAUCGAUUCUAUCGAUACAGAAGGAAGAAUAUCAGAAAGCGGAACAGAUGCUACAUUUGGCGCUAAAGAUGGCACAGGACUUGCAGAGCAAGGACGGCAUCACGUACAUCUACGACAUUAUGGCCAACCUGGCGAUGGAGGUGGGUGAUUUCGCGAAGGCAGAAAAACUCUUCGUCAACGUGAUGCAACGGCUGUUUUCCGACGGGUUUCUAGAGGAUCACAUUAAAAUGCUGCACAUAAGCUCCAAGGUUGCACAUCUCGCACAGCUGCAGGGACACCUGGAUAAGGCGGCACAAGGGUUCGAAUGGACGCUUGCGAAGUUGGAGGAAAAGCUGAAACAGAUCGGCGAUGGUAACGGGAAAGAGAUCCGUGAACUGUGGGGCAUCACGAAAAACUGGUACGCCCAGCUGCUGAUGGAAUGUAAGCGAUUUGCCGAAGCCAAACAAGCGUUCCUGCAGGCGUACGAAGCGUACACGGAGAUACACGGGAAGCUUACCGAGGAAGGACUUACGAUACUGAACAAUCUUAGUGUAGCCUGCUCAAACCUUGAAGAUUACGCUUCUGCUGAACGGUUCUUGAAAGAGGCCAUUUCACUUGCAGCCCAAAUACCGGACCUCUCGGAAGCGGGUGUGUACAAAGCGAAUCUAGGCUUGCUUUACCUACAGCAGGGCUUACUGCGACAAGCGUCCGAGUUUUGCACGUUCGCCUGGCGCUAUGGAACGCAACACAAACACGAAGAGACUGUGAUACAGGCAAACUAUUGUCUGGAACAAAUUAAAGCGAUGAAAAAAUAAUAACCAUCACCCCGGGAUACGAUGGACACACACUUUUGCCAGGCUAAGGAACGGCCAAUGAACGUCACCUGAUACAAACUGUUACUCCUGUUAUUAAACAAAUGUUACCUUAUCGUUUCGAUAAUAAACCUUAUAGAUGUGAUUGAA